Alosa alosa (allis shad) is the source of this 2544-nucleotide messenger RNA. RefSeq names its product repulsive guidance molecule A-like. The record is from RefSeq and is a predicted model, not a curated record. Gene Ontology annotation, cellular component: plasma membrane. Lineage: Eukaryota; Metazoa; Chordata; Actinopteri; Clupeiformes; Clupeidae. The transcript has 3 exons. Gene Ontology annotation, biological process: BMP signaling pathway. Bases 147 to 1574 code for a protein of 475 amino acids. Gene Ontology annotation, molecular function: coreceptor activity.
UCCACUGCCUCCACAGAAGGCGCUUUUGUGCAAACUCAACUCCGAAGAAUGUUGCCUUCGACUGUAAAGAGUAGUGAGUAGCAUCCAUGGAAUACCCUAAGAGAUCUUCGGUUUUAGCUCAAAAUAGAUCACCUUAAUGGAUUGGCAUGGGGGAAAGUCUAUUUACAAACCUGGCUAAACAACAGCUAUGGUGCAUCUUCGUCAUCAUGCUCACUGCUAUCUUUACGCGACAAGCCCAGUGUCAGCAGCCCUGCCAGAUCCAACACUGCAAUGCUGAGUACCUGGCCUUGUCUUCACCACCACCUUCCUCCUCCUCCUCCACCGCCGCCCACUGGGGUCCCACGGCCCCCCUACUCCCCCUGCUCGACGCGUGUGAGGUUCUGCGCGGUUAUUCGGACUGCACCAAGCGCACGGCUCGCAGAUGCCGUGGAAACCUGCUGUUCCACUCGGCGCUGUACCGCAUCCGGGAGCUGUUCUCCCAGCUCAACUGCUCCAGGGAGGGUCCCGGGUACCCCCCUCCCCCUCCUCCUGGGGCGGACCCCAGCCACAACUCACCCCUAGGGCCUCCAGGGGGCGCUACCCUAUGUGACUACUGGAGGCGAGUGGAGGGCGAUGUCCACUCCGUCAGGCCGGACGCUGAGGGCUACACAGGGAUGAACGUCCACUGUGGGAUGUUUGGGGACCCUCACCUGCGCACCGUCAGGGACCAGUUCCAGACCUGUAAAGUGGAAGGGGCUUGGCCUCUCCUGGAUAACCCGUACCUGACCGUCCAGGUGACCAACACACCUGUGCUACGGGGCCUGGGCCCCACUGGCCUCACCAAGAUCACGGUGAUCUUUAAGGCUUUCAGCGGCUGCACGGAACAGAAGGUCUACCAGGCCACCGCAGACGUGGACGCAGACGGAGAUGACCUCCCUCUCGCCUUCACCGACGGCAGCCGCUCCAGCACAGAUGGCCACAGCCUGCGUGUCGACGCGGCAACUUCCCCCGGCGACGGCCCCGUCCAUGUGGUUCAGUUGCGGGCGACCCACGCUGGAGCGUCCAUCCUGGUGCGCCGGACGGGCCGGUCGCUGGGGUUCUCCGCCCGCCUUCCUGAGUCCUCGCUGGGGCAGGAGCGGCGGGGGGAGCUGGGGGAGGAGGCGGCGGGGGGGAUGCAGCUCUGCCUGCACGGAUGCCCUCGCGCCGAGCUGCUGCAGGAGUACGUCUGGGGGGGUCACGGAGGCAGGGGGGGCAACCCCAGCACUCUAGUACCCCUCCUGCCCCGUCCAGCCACCCCAGAGUGGGGCUACAGCACUGAGAGGGCCAGGCUGGAGUGCAGCCUGCUGUUGCCCCGAGAGGACUUCUACUUCCAGGCGUGUGUGUUCGACCUGCAGGCCUCGGCAGACUCAGGCUUCUCCAGGGCCGCUCUCUGGGCCUCACAGGACCUAAAGACUCUGUUUCCCAGCAUGCCGCAGCAGCCCCGGAACCUGAGCAGGACAGCGGGGGUCUCAGGGGCGCAGCUCAGACCCAACACCAGGGCGGCGACGAUGGGCACUCUGUCUGUGUGCCUGGUACUAGUGCUGCUGUUUGCAUAGUCUACACCUGGAGCUGUAGACUUUUUGUUUGAAUGUGUGCGUGUUUAGACCUUGUGCCUUUACCAACCAUCAUCAAGCUCAGGUGAAGCAAAUCAAGCCAUUACAUUGCUGAUACACACAAUACACGCACACACAACAAGGACACACAUACAUACACACACACAUGCAUGGAUAUGUAGACCUAAACCUCAGUUAUGAUUGAGAUCUCCUGCUUUGAACCCUGUGAAUGAAUAGAUAUAGACGGAUAUGAAGUAUUUUCAGAAAGCGAGGAUGUAUUGUCUGGAUGUGCUGUCUAGAUAUUCAGUAUGGAUGUGCUGUCUAGAUAUUUAGUGUGGAUGUGCUGUAUGGAUAUUCAGUAUGGAUGUGCAGUCUAGAUAUUCAGUGUAGAUGUGCAGUCUAGAUAUUUAGUGUGGAUGUGCUGUAUGGACAUUCAGUAUGGAUGUGCAGUCUAGAUAUUCAGUGUAGAUGUGCAGUCUAGAUAUUCAGUGUAGAUGUGCAGUCUAGAUAUUUAGUGUGGAUGUGCUGUAUGGAUAUUCAGUGUGGAUGUGCUGUCUAGAUAUUCAGUGUGGAUGUGCAGUCUAGAUAUUCAGUAUGAAUGUGCUGGAUAUUCAGUGUGGAUGUGCAGUCUAGAUAUUCAGUGUGGUGUAAGUGAUAUGAACCAGACCCAAAUUGAAGCCCUGAUCACUCAUCACUGCAGUAUCCGCCUCCCCAGAAGCUUCUGCUGCACAGAUACGCUGGGGGCAGCCAUUAGCUGUUUGGCUACUCAACUCUACUCGAUUCCAAUGACUAAUAUCAUUCUAUACAGUUCAGAUGGUUAGAACUUAUGUACUCUUUUGUCUGUUUUCGUAUGUUUGUGUAUGUAUGUAUGUCAGUACAGUAUGUAUGUAUGUAUGUAUGUAUGUGCAAAAUAACACUACACUUUUUCUGAAUGGAGAAAAAUAAAACUGAUCAGUUCAAUAGCAAUUUCAAA